Molecule: messenger RNA, 1490 nt
Organism: Vitis riparia (riverbank grape)
Lineage: Eukaryota; Viridiplantae; Streptophyta; Magnoliopsida; Vitales; Vitaceae
Product: ubiquitin recognition factor in ER-associated degradation protein 1-like
Exons: 10
Coding region: 240-1199 (319 amino acids)
Cellular component (GO): VCP-NPL4-UFD1 AAA ATPase complex
Molecular function (GO): polyubiquitin modification-dependent protein binding
Source: RefSeq, a predicted model, not a curated record
GACAUCCAAUCUCAAACCAAUAAAAUCACUUCAAAUUCCGGGUUUCUAGUCAGAAUCUCAUUCAUACUAGUACCACGACACUCAACUCCCUUCUCCGUUAUAAAGGGUCACUGCCAGCCCUUUUCCAAGUUUCAUCGAUCUUUGAUCAAAACCUUAAAAACUCUCUCUUCUUUUGGAUUGUUAGCGAUCUUCUAGUGGAGGAAAUCUCUCCGAUUUUCUUGACCCGGCUACCAGUAAUCAUGUCUUACGGAUACUUCUAUGAUGAUGAUCUUCCAAUCUUCAAGCAGAUAUAUCAUUGCUUACCUGCCUCCUCUUUGAAUAAGCCACAGCUCGAAAUGGGUGAUAAAAUUAUAAUGCCUGCCUCGGCGCUUGUCCUCCUCACAAAUUUAGAAAUUAGUUUCCCAAUGUUAUUCAAACUCAAAAAUCCUGCCUCUGGACGAGUUACUCAUUGUGGGGUGCUAGAAUUCACUGCAAAGGAGGGCACAAUGCACUUACCAUCCUGGAUGAUGGAAAACUUGCUCUUAGAAGAGGGAGACAUUGUGAAAGUAAAGAAUGUGAGCCUACCGGCUGGAACAUAUAUGCAGCUGCAGCCCCAUACUAAGAACUUCUUAGACAUCACCAAUCCGAGAGCCAUGUUGGAGACUAAAUUGAGGAGCUUCUCUUGUUUAACUACUGGUGACACCAUAGUGAUUGAUUAUAGCAAUAAGAAGUUUUACAUUGAUAUAGUAGACACCAAACCCUCUGCUGCGGUAUGUAUUAUUGACACAGACUGUGAGGUGGACUUUGCUCCUCCUCUUGAUUAUGAAGAAGCCGAAGAACCAAAACCAUCUAACCUCUCUAGCAAGACAGAAUCUAGAGAGUCUAGUGAGACACAGUCAGAAGUUGAUACAGAGCUUGCCACAAAACUAAUUAAAUUCAAGCCAUUCACUGGUUCAGCAAGACGGUUGGAUGGGAAGCCUAUAACAGAAUCAGUGGCAGUAGUUUCUUCCUCUCCCAUGCCCCAGCAACCAGAAGACACUGAUGGAACCAAUGGUCCCGCGUCAUCCAGCCCUACUACAUUUCAGCAGUCUAGAAAGGUUGUGUUUGGCUCAAAAGAAACACCAGAAGCUGCCCCAAUGGCCAGUCAAAAGCACCCUCAGGAAGUGGAAAAACCAAAGUUCCAAGCAUUCACUGGGAAGAAGUAUACACUGCAAGACUGAUCAUGAAGGUUAUACUUUUUUUCAAUUGGCCAAGGGAGAACAUAAUCCAAUAUUCUCUACCUUUAUUCAUUCUUUUUGUUCACCAUAUGUUACCAUUUACCCAAAAUUUGAAAUUAGCAUGAGCAGAAGGCACGGCUUGAUACCCACAUUGAGCAUACUGCAUCAUGCAGUAAACUAAAUGCAAGUUCCACGGGUAGGACUUACGUAUCAUGUCUUCUUGUGCCCUCUGAGCUUUCAACAUUCCUAAGCUCGUUUUAAUGGAGUUUUUCAUUUUUCUUUUUCACACUUGAA